Fimicolochytrium jonesii is the source of this 2126-nucleotide messenger RNA. RefSeq lists its product as uncharacterized. NCBI's taxonomy places the organism in Eukaryota, Fungi, Chytridiomycota, Chytridiomycetes, Spizellomycetales, Powellomycetaceae. The transcript is spliced from 2 exons. The coding region runs from base 49 to 1854 and encodes 601 amino acids. The record is from RefSeq and is a predicted model, not a curated record.
UAUCCAUCAAGUGGGUCACAGCACUUCGCACACCCAUCACAUAAAAAAAUGCGGUACCACACCGACAGGGCAACGCGUCCCCUCCUCGUCGCCCUCUUCACCUUGCUUCACUUCACCCUCGUCACCGCCCAACCCGCUCCCUCCGACACCCCCUCCCCAACCCCUUCAACCGUCCCCAUCCGCCUCCCACCCAUCCGCGGCGGCCCAGGCGGCGUCGUCAUCGGCCUCCCCGCCGCCAUCGAGCAUCGCCGCAACAACAUCGAUGCUCGCGAAGACAACCCGUCGCCCCCCAUCGCGGCUCCCGUGGCAGCCCAGACAACAAAACCAACAAACAACUUCCUCCCGAUCCGCAUCGGCCCGAUUAGUAUCCCUGUCAUCACUAUCGGCGGGAUCGGGGUCGUACCACGAGACGCGAAACCUGACCCCAACCCAGGACAAAACCGGAGAGAGAACUUUCGUCCGCGUCGAAGGCUGCAGGCGCGGAAGGACCCUGUUGACGACUUUGAGGUGGAGGUUGAGGAGGAUGAUGUGAGGCUGCCGGGAGUGCAGCCGCAUACGGGUAUGGAUGAUGCGCCGGUGGGUGGACGUGUAAAGGGCCCGAAGAAGGCUGGAGUGCCUCCGCCUGCGAAACUUGAUGAUGGUCCGGGACUAGGAAAUGUCCCUGGUAAGAAACAUCAUGGGAAAGUCAUCGGCGAUGACGACAACGAAAUCAAGGUUGAUGAUGAUAAGCCCAUCAAUGCACCUAGGCCCGUUGAGGCACCACUCGUCGACGAUAAACCCAUUGAAGACACAGAUCAUAGCCAGCGACUUGAUGACGAUACCGAUGAACCCAACGACAACAUCAAAUCCGAUGACGACCGCAUAAACGACGUCGUUGAAAGCCCAGCAGCGCCUUCACCCGCACCUCCCACUUUGCCCGACCCGUCCACAAUCCCAACCGCGGCGCAAGCCACCGCUCCUCCCGUCCUCAACAUCCCAGCCGUAGCACCAAUUAAUCUCGACAUCAACGUCGAAGCUCCGUCAGUCGACCCGCUCACCGCUGCAGUCGCAUCGCCUUCACCAUCAGCAGCCACCGCCGCAGUCGAUGACGUAACGCUGGACUCGGACACGGAUCUAAACUCGGACUACGAACCGCCCUUCCCCUCCCUAGAGCCCUGGCCGUCUCCGGAAGCGGAACCGACCACCGAACGCACGCUGGAUUACCUCCUUACGCGUACGGCACCGGCACCCGCGGCGCAGUUUACGGUUGAUGUUGUGGAGCAGAAGCACGAGGAGGUGGUGGAUGUGCUGCCGACGGGUGUCGUCGCUGCGGUUCAGGCGACGCAGGCUGCGGAUGAGACGAUUGAGGACGAGGAAGAGAACGCGGCACCGACGGCCUCACCAGCCUCGGACCUAAAAUCCACAAUCCCCACCCGACUCCCCAUCGCCUCACCCUCCGCGUCGCCAGCAGCCCUCCCAGCCUUCCUUGGUGCGCAAGAAGACAAGAUCCUCAUCGCCGCAGACGACGGCGCAACCACGGCCCCGGGGGCAGGCAUAACACCCGACGAAAGGACAACAACUCACGUAUCGCAACUCAUCGGGUUCGUCGUCUGCGCCGUCAUCGUAGCUGGCGUCAGCGUGUUUGUUGUUAGGUGGUGGAGACUGAGGUCCGCCCGCCGCUUCCGCCGCCUUCCCACAACCACCCUCCCGCACCCUUACGCCCCAACCUCCACCGACACCUCAACGCCCACGACCUCAUUCCACACGCCCAGCGACCCUUGGUCUCGCGACCCGUGGGCUCAGCCGCCCCCGAUGAUGAGGCCGGUAGAGCCGAGUGAGUGGGAUCAUGCGGAGAUUAGCGUGCCGAGACGAUGAGGAGCCGACAUGGGGGCAUUAUUGGGGGGGGGGGGAUGUGCAUAUGAGGCCGACCCCUUUUUGCGUGUAUAUUUGUGGCUGUUGUUUGUCUUUGUGCAUAGUGUACUUUUCUGUGUUUUGGCGGACGGUUUUCUUUGUGUUUGUGUAUUUGCUUUGCUUUUUCUUGAUGUAGCAUCUUUCCUCUGUGUUGUGCACAUGCUCAUGUACCGAAAUGUUUAUGGACUUUAUACGAUUCAAAUAUCUCCAUUCCACUCGGGAUGAUUAUCGCUGCC